AUGGCGGUGGAGGGCAAGAAGGCCCGUUGCGAGGAAACUGUGGAGGCUGCCAGAGCGGCGGAGGGUCAGGAUGAUGCUGCCUCUGGGGCUGGAGCUGUUCGGUCUACCUCUUCUGCCGUAUCGAAGGCGGCUCCGGUGACUUCGAAGGACACUCCUCCUCCAUCUGGUGUGGGGCCACAGGCGGGGGUCUCAACGACUCCUACGCCCGCACCCGGAGGUGCAGCCGAGAGAGUAAUCUCCAUCCCUUCGGACGAAAAGGGGGAGACCGGAAACGGAAAAGAGCCCGGUGAUUCAGUCGGCCCUUCUUAUGAAGCUACUGGCAAGGAGGAUCCUCCUUCUUGGGAGGGUCAUUCGGCCGGAGAAAUGGGUGAAUCAGAGGCGGAUGACGACGUCUCGAUUCAUGAGGCGCUAUCUAGCGAGGAAGAGGCGUUGUCUCCUGAGGACUUGCUCGCCCUUCAUGCGGAGCAGCAGUGGAAGACCGCAAUUGUUGAUCUCGCCUCCGACGAAGUCCGAGCAGCAGUGGAAGACCGCGAUCGCCGCCUGAAUGAGACUAUGUCACUAGAGAUAAGGUUGUCCGCAGAAUUGGAGCAGGCCAAGGCUGAGGAUGCACGAGUGGCCUAUGAGCAACAAACAGCUGAUAACCGCCUUUCUCGCCUAUCCUCCGAGAUAGAGGAACUGAAACAAGUUAUAGCUAAUGCACAGGCUUCUUUGGUCAUUCAAGAGAAGGCUCGUGAGCAGGCGGCAAAGGAGUUGGAGGACAUUGAGUCUCGUCGGCAAUUGGUCGCCGAUUCUGUUGAGGAGAAAUAUCGAGCUCUCAAGGAGGUCAAAGAUGCCGUUCAGGACUUAGUCUCACGCACCGAGGAAGAUCUUCUUCGAGAGGUCCUAAGGAGGCUUAAGCUUCGCCUAGCCGGAGAGAUUCGUGAGGCGGAACUACGGUUGAAAGCUUUGUAA
Molecule: messenger RNA, 951 nt
Organism: Asparagus officinalis (garden asparagus)
Lineage: Eukaryota; Viridiplantae; Streptophyta; Magnoliopsida; Asparagales; Asparagaceae
Exons: 4
Coding region: 1-951 (316 amino acids)
Source: RefSeq, a predicted model, not a curated record